UAAUCCGUAAUCACUAAUCCUGUGGUAGAUACCAAUACCAAAUACUUUAAAGUAUUAAUUAUAUUUUGUAGUUUCCUAUUGAGAAAAUGAUAAUGUCAUAAAUUUGGUGUCUAUUAAUUAUUGCACCCUACUCUUCGGGGUUGUAUGCAAUGUUUGUGCUUGCAAAUUAACGUCUCAAAAAUAAUUGAUUUCAAAAAUCACUGACUGCAGUAGAUACUGAAAAUAAAUACUGUGAAUAUCAUUGCUAAAAGAGCAUUUUAUAUAAAGACUUCAAAACGCCUCAUCAAAACCAAAGACUAACCAUGAGAAAUAAAAAAGACCUUCACCUUGCGGCUUGUAUUGCUGAAUUAGAUACAAUGACAGAAAUACCAGAUAAACUAAAGGAUUUGGAUGUUAUAUCACUAAAUAAAAAAGCUGAAUUGUUGUUUGAAGGAGCCAUGACUGCAAAUAAUGAAAACGAUGAAGAAGUUGUGUAUAUUUAUUUAAUGAAAUAUUGUCAAAUUCUACAAGUUAUGAAAAAAACUUUUACGAAUGAUAAAGAUUAUAUCAAUCUUAUGUACAAAGACAAUUUAAAAAAAGCUAUAAAAAUGUUGACCCAUCUUAAAGAGAGUUUGGAAAAAAGAUAUGAAGAUAAAACAAAAGAAAAAGAUAAUACUAAAUUGAUGAAACAUUCUAAUCAAAACAGAAAACGUUUUGAGGAAAAAUUAAAUUUUGAGUUUGAAAGUACAAUAACUAAUGAAAACUUAUUAUAUCUGUUGGACAAUACAGAUAGAAAAAAGAUUUGUUUGCUUGAUACCAGACCAUCAGAUAUCUUCAAUAAAAAAAAAAUUAUUUCUUGUGAUGUAAUUAACAUACCAAAAGAGAACUUAGUUCUAGGUUUAACACCUGACAUUUUAACAAACAAAUUAGAUGAUCAGUUUAAAGAAAUAUGGAUGAAUAGACACAGUUACAAUUAUAUUGUAAUAUUAGAUCAAGGAACAGAAGAUAUAGAUGAUGAUCAAAGAUUACUUAAUCUCAAAAAUGCCUUACUUAAAUGGGAUACAACUUGUGAUAAUAGUAAAAAAUUAAAAUUUCUCAAGGGCGGUUAUGAAGAUUUUAAUCACUUAUGUCCAUGGAAUACUACUCAAAAUAGUAUAAUAAAAUCAAAUAAGGAUGUUGAACCUCUUUCAGAUAUAGAAUUAGAUCCAGAACCUGAAUAUGAGAAACUUGAAAAUAAGCCGAUUCAAUAUCCAUCUUUGGGUACCGUACAGAAUGAUUUGGCUAAACUAAAAUUUAAAUCAACUUUGUAUAAUGGUUUAACAACAGAUAUUAAAUCAAAGUUGGAUCAUAGAGACAAUUAUUCCAGUGAAGAAGAUAUUGAUUCUCAGGAAUUAACCCAUACACCGAUUAACAAACCACAUGUACCCAUUUUUGAUAGAUCUACAAAGCCACCUGUUAAAAUUAAUCAAUUUGUGAGCCCAGAAUUCAUUAAACCAUUGUAUAAAAAUAAUGAUGAAUUAGAUGACGAAAAUAAUGAAUUACCAAAUAAUAUUGAACAACUAGAAAAUAGAAGAUUAUCACUUGAAAAUGGCUUUUUGGAAAAUGUUGAUUCUUAUGUACACGAAUACAAAAAUCAAGACACAGAUUUAAAUUCAAUUCCACGUAUAGACCGUUCUACCAAACCAUCAGAUGAUCUGCUAAUAGUUUCUAGAACAAAAAUCAUUGGAGGAGAUGGGUUACGAGGAUUACAAAAUUUAGGAAACACAUGUUAUAUGAAUUCAAUACUGCAAUGUUUAAGUAGCACUGAAGAUCUUGUAAAAUAUUUUAUAAACAUUUAUAGUAAAUUCAAUAAUUUUAAAAGUAGAACAAAAGGUUUAGUAGCCAAAGAAUUUAGUAACGUCAUUAAAAACUUGUGGUCACAAUCUGGCAGGAGUUUUCAGUGUCAACAGUUUAAGGAUACAAUUGGAGAAUAUAAAGAUAUGUUCAAACACUAUGAUCAACAAGACUCUCAUGAAUUUUUAACGAUUCUCUUGGAUUGGCUUCACGAUGAUUUAAAUCAACCAGAGGACAAUAGGAUUAUUUUAGGUGCUUCAAAAGAAACUGGCGAAGAAGAUUGGGGAAAUUGGACUAAAGCAAACAAUUCCAUUAUCCAACAACUAUUUUAUGGUCAGCAAAAAUCAACAGUAUCUUGUGACACAUGUUUUGAAAAGUCCGUUACUUUUGAACCAUUUUUAAGUCUUAGUCUACCAUUGCCAUCUGAGGGUAACAGAUGUACUCUUUCAGAUUGCCUUCAGUUAUACUUAAAUGGUGAAUCAAUAUGUGGCUGGCAUUGCCCUAAAUGUAAACGCAGCAGGGAUGCUACAAAAAAAUUAGACAUAAUGAGGCUUCCUCCAUAUUUAAUCAUACAUUUGAAAAGAUUUUCAAGCAAUGGUUACAAAAAGAAUUCAAAUGUUGAAUUCCCUAAAAUGAAUCUGGAUAUGUCAAAUUUUAUCAAUGGUUUAGAACACCGUAAUUGGAAGUACUGUUUAUAUGGUGUAUCAAAUCAUAUUGGAUCACUUGAUGGUGGGCAUUACACAGCUAGUUGUCUUAAAAAUUCAAUAAACAAAUGGUAUAAGUUUGAUGAUGUCCGGGUGUAUGAAAUUGAUUCUUCAACAAUUUGUUCUCCUGAAGCUUAUAUUUUAUUUUAUUGUCGGAAAAAUUAAUUUUUUAAUUAAUAAAACUAACAUGUAUGUAUAGUA
Messenger RNA from Myzus persicae (green peach aphid), 2717 nucleotides. RefSeq names its product ubiquitin carboxyl-terminal hydrolase 8-like. Gene Ontology annotation, biological process: protein deubiquitination. The transcript has 15 exons. Gene Ontology annotation, molecular function: cysteine-type deubiquitinase activity. Bases 303 to 2681 code for a protein of 792 amino acids. The record is from RefSeq and is a predicted model, not a curated record. NCBI's taxonomy places the organism in Eukaryota, Metazoa, Arthropoda, Insecta, Hemiptera, Aphididae.